Messenger RNA from Lathyrus sativus (Indian pea), 321 nucleotides. The record is from the annotation of a GenBank genome assembly. NCBI's taxonomy places the organism in Eukaryota, Viridiplantae, Streptophyta, Magnoliopsida, Fabales, Fabaceae.
AUGAUGCAACCCCGAAGAUCUCCGCGAAACCCUUUCCUCUUUGCCUUGAUCUCUCUGCAACUGCAAUUCCUUUCUGGCCUAGCCGACAACAACCCAUCAGAUUCCAAAAGUGGAAAUAAAGGUGUGAGCGAACAUGUUUCCAAAGGUUCUAAGGGUCUCAAGAUACUUAUUGUAUUCCUUGGUGUGAUAGCAGUCAUAGCAUCAGGUGUUUUUCUUUUCAAGUUAUGGCAAAGGAAGAAGAGAGAAGAACAACAUGCUCGUCUUUUGAAGCUGUUUGAAGAUGAUGAUGAACUUGAGGUUGAACUCGGUAUGCGAGAUUAA